AUUAACUCAUUGAUGUUUAUAUUUAGUUGGUGUUGGUGACUGUUUUCGAAACUGCAUAGUCACUCCACAACAAAAUAUAAGACUUUUAUCUUGAAACGACAGAUGAGGUUCAACCAAGUUCAACUGUCGAAAGUCACGCUUUGCUGUUAGGGGAAGGCCGCUAAAAGCAUUGCUGUUAAUUUGCAGGCCGCAAUUUUGUUACUAGUUGGCAUGCAAGUGCAAUUACAACACUAGAGUACACAAACGACACUAGCUGUCUAGCGAUAUCGUUUUAUUUGGUCUAAGUUAGUAGAUACACUGCUACAUAGCUAGUCUGGUUGCUGAUAUUGUUGGCUAGGCAGGCUAGCUAACAUUAGCCAUCGGCGACCAGCAAGGGAACGAAAAUGAGCUCAACUACUAACGUAAUUCAGGUGACAAAUGUGUCUCCAAGCACAACCUCUGAACAGAUGAGAACACUCUUUGGAUUCCUGGGGAAUAUCGAAGAGUUGAAGCUGUUUCCACCUGAUGAUUCUCCCUUGCCUGUGACUUCACGUGUCUGUUUUGUAAAGUUCCUCGAGUCUGAAUCGGUUGGCGUAUCCCAGCACUUGACUAACACAGUCUUCGUGGACAGAGCCUUGAUUGUCGUCCCAUUUGCUGAAGGUGUGAUUCCUGACGAAUCGAAAGCUCUGUCACUUCUAGCACCAGCCAAUGCUGUCGCAGGAUUACUACCAGGAGGAGGGCUCUUGCCCACUCCAAACCCAAUGGCAUCAAUGGGAGGUGUUCCUCUUGGCGGUCUCGGAGGCCCCAACAUGGACCCCACCAUGGCAGCUCUGGGGAUGACUGGGCCCAACAUGAACCCCCAGUCCCUAUCAGCCGACCAGCUUCUGAAGCUGAUGACAUCUGUGGAUCCUAAGUUGAAUCAAAUGGCAGCUGGAUUGAAUAUGAACCCUAAUCUGAAGGCCGAUGCAGCAAACAAGGAGAUUGAGGAGGCCAUGAAGAGGGUCAGGGAAGCACAGUCGUUGAUCUCCGCCGCCAUUGAGCCUGGAAACAAGAAAGACGACAAACGGAAACAUUCUAGAUCCAGGUCAAGGUCACGACGAAGAAGGUCUCGUUCUCGUUCAAGACACAGGCGCUCAAAGAGCAGGUCGCGACGGCGGUCACGCUCAAGAAGCAGGAGGAAGUCGAAGAGUCCCAGGAGGAGGAGGUCUCACUCAAAGGACCGGGGCAGACGAUCCCACAGCAGGUCCAGGGACAGGAGGAAAGAUGAAAAGGUUCGCAAGCGCUCCAAAACUCCGCCGAAGAGCUACAGCAGCGGACGACGAUCUCGGAGCAUCAGUCGACGGCACAGGAAGAGCCGCAGCAUCUCCAGAUCACCCAAAAAGUCUCGCUCGCCACGAAAGAAGCUGUCCAGGUCCCCCUCACCCAGAAGGCACAAGAAGGAGAAGAAGAAGGACAAGGAGCGCGAUCGGGAGCGAGACAGGAAGGAGGACAGAGACCGCAGCCGGGACAAACGGGAUCGCUCGCCCAGCAAGAAGAAGAGCAGAGACAAGGACAAGGAGAAGGACAAAGAGAAGGACAAGGACAAAGAGAAGGACAAGGAUAGGGAGCGCAAGUCCGACAGUGAGAAAGGAGACGUCAAGGUGACCAGAGAUUAUGACGAAGAAGAGCAGGGAUACGACAGCAACAAAGAGGGGGAGGAAGAGCAGGACAAAGGCUCUGACUCAGCUCACUCGCCCCAAUCCCAGGAGCCCUUGCAGGAAAACCCAGAGGAGGAGGAAGAGGAGGCAGACAAGGGCUCCGAGGGCUCCAGCGAGGACCAGCAGGACGAGGACAUGGAGAUGAGCGACUGAAAGCCACAAUCACCAUGACAGCCACCCCAUAGCCCCCUUACCCCCCUUUUACCAUGCACCCAGCCCCACCCCAUUCUCAACCAUUACUGGACACGCAGGUUACCCUGCCGUCUUCUUAAAUACCAUAUCAUGCGCUUUUGGGAUUUUUAAAGCCAGUGAUCUCGUCUUCCCCCAUUACAGAGGGAGGAUGCCAUACUGUUCUACUGUACAUCUGAUUAGUAAGUUACCUUAUAGCAUGUUCAAAACGAUUUGCGUAUUUGUAUAUAUGAGGAUGAAUUAAAAAACAGUUGUGGUACAGAAGAAAUCCAAUUGAAUUUAUAAAUGGUUAAUGACGAGGGUGUGUGUGAGGAGUGCUUAUUCAUGCUUGCUUCUUGUAGUAUAUGAGGGGCCUAUGUUAUUCAAGACUGAAUGUGUUUCUACGGUAUUCAGCUUAAGACUAUUAAUGAAAACUGUACAAUGAGACAAGUAACAGGUAAUUUCCUCCAGACAUUCUAGUUGAUUGCUAAACUUUCUUUGGUAGAAUGUAGAAUGAUCUGGCUUUUUUCUCUGACAGAAUUAAUCUUUUUUUUGUUUUCCUCCUUCCAUUUCCUGUUUGUAAAAAUGGUUGUUAAUUAGGUAGCACUUAUUGCAACAUGUUUUACCAUGAAAUUAAAAAACAAAAAUUCAAAUUA
This is a messenger RNA of Clupea harengus (Atlantic herring), 2500 nucleotides long. It is a transcript of the gene srsf11, whose product is annotated as serine and arginine rich splicing factor 11. Gene Ontology annotation, molecular function: RNA binding. The record is from RefSeq and is a predicted model, not a curated record. NCBI's taxonomy places the organism in Eukaryota, Metazoa, Chordata, Actinopteri, Clupeiformes, Clupeidae. Gene Ontology annotation, cellular component: nucleoplasm.